GCGGAGGGGCGGGCCGGGGGCGGUGGCCCGGCUGCGCGCGCUCGGCCCCCGAGGUGCGGGCCUUUAUAAAUGCGCCCGCUCGGUAGGCGGUUGUUGCGGAGAGGUUUGCGGGGUCGGGAUGGUCGGGGUGCGUGCGGUUUCAGAGCAGAGGCGCCCGGAGCAGAGCGCGCCAGGCCUGCCUCACGCAGGCUUCGUGCUGGGGCUGGACGUGGGCAGCUCGGUCAUCCGCUGCCACGUCUAUGACCACGCGGCGCUGAUCCGCGGCUCCAGCGCGCAGAAGGUACAAAGUCUUUAUCCUCAAACUGGCUGGGUUGAAAUUGAUCCUGAUGUUCUCUGGCUUCAGUUUCUUGCUGUAAUAAAAGAGUCUGUUAAAGCUGCAGAAAUAGAGAUGAAUCAAAUUGUUGGUCUUGGCAUUUCAACACAGAGAGCAACUUUUAUUACAUGGAACAAGAAAACAGGAAAUCAUUUUCACAACUUCAUUAGUUGGCAAGAUCUAAGAGCUAUUGAGCUGGUAAAAUCUUGGAAUAAUUCAUUCCUAAUGAAGCUAAUACAGAGCUCCUGCCGAGUGCUACACUUUUUCACUAGAAGUAAACGAUUUUUUGCAGUCAGUAUGUUCAGUUUCACAAACCAGCAUGUUUCUUUGAGAUUGGCCUGGAUUUUACAGAACCUGGUUGAGGUGCAAAAGGCAGUUGAAGAAGAUAAUUGCUGCUUUGGGACUAUUGAUACCUGGUUGUUACACAAGCUCACAAAAGGUUCUGAAUUUGCCACGGAUUUUUCAAAUGCCAGUGCAACUGGGCUAUUUGACCCUUUUAAGAUGUGUUGGAGUGGGCUCCUGACCUCCCUGCUUUCAAUACCACUGUCUCUCCUGCCUCCUGUGAGGGAUACGAGCCACCAUUUCGGAUCAGUGGAUGAAGAGAUAUUUGGUGUGCCUAUACCAGUAGUGGCCUUGGUCGCCGAUCAGCAAUCAGCCAUGUUUGGAGAAUGCUGCUUCCAGACUGGAGACGUGAAACUUACCAUGGGAACUGGGACAUUUUUGGAUAUUAAUACUGGAAAUAGCGUGCAACAUACUGUUGGAGGCUUUUAUCCACUAAUUGGGUGGAAGAUUGGGCAAGAAGUUGUAUGCUUAGCUGAAAGCAAUGCAGGAGACACUGGUACAGUCAUAAAAUGGGCUCAACAAUUAGACCUUUUCACAGAUGUUGCUGAGACUGAAAAAAUGGCCAAAAGUUUGGAAGAUUCUGAAGGAGUCUGUUUUGUUCCAUCUUUUAGUGGAUUGCAGGCUCCAUUAGAUGACCCCUAUGCAUGUGCCUCUUUUAUGGGUUUGAAGCCUUCCACCAGUAAAUACCAUCUUGUACGAGCAAUAUUGGAAUCAAUAGCUUUCAGAAACAAACAGUUAUAUGAGUUGAUGCAGAAAGAGAUCAAUAUCCCUGUGAAAAAAGUCCGGGCAGAUGGAGGAGUUUGUAAGAAUGAUUUUGUCAUGCAGAUGACUUCAGACCUGAUUAAUGAAAAAAUAGAGAGACCUGUCAACACAGACAUGUCGUGCCUUGGUGCAGCUUCUCUAGCUGGCCUUGCUGUUGGGUUUUGGACUGACAAGGAAGAACUAAAGAAACUGAGGCAAAGUGAAGUGGUUUUCAAGCCACAGAAGAAAUGGCAAGAAUAUGAAAUGAGUAUGGAAAACUGGGUCAAAGCAGUGAAACGCUCCAUGAAUUGGUAUAACAAGAUGCAGCACUAAGUGGAACGGUUGGUUAAUGUGACAUGCAGAUGAGACACAGCUCAGGGAUAAUAACCAAUACGACGAUGACUGAGAAGAUUUAAGAUGAGCUUUGCAACCUGAGAGAAAAAAAAACCAGUGCUUUUUUGAAAACAAAACAAAAAAUCCCUCAUUUUUUAAUAUAAACCUUGGUAAAUUGUAAGGCAACAGUACCUCAAAACUUUGUAUCUUCUGUUUUAUAGUAAAUUCCAAAGGACAUUAGACAUUUCCAGCCAUAUUUUUACAGCUAUGGGUCCUCCUCCUUUUUAUACGGGGUCAGUGAUCUAUACACACAUUUGCUAUCUGAGUUACUAGUUCUGGGUCAAGCACCGUUCAUGUUUUGUUCCAAAACUAAGUGACAAGUGUUCCUUUAAUUCUUUAAAAUUAAAUGGGCUAUAUGAAGUUCACACAGCUAGAAAGAAAGAAUGAGGAAAUGCCGAAAUUUUGAAACAUUAAUAUUUUAUAUUUAAAACCAUAAUUGUUCAGUACUGUAUCCAAAUAUGAGCUCAAUAUGCCCCACAGAUAGGCUUACUUGUUAGUCAGUUCUUUCCUUUAUUGGGCUUAAAGACACUGCCUUAAUUUUUACUUGUUUAACCAAAAUCUGAACAUUCUGUAUGUAUUGGAAAAAUAACUUUAGUUAAUGAAACUAAAAAGGGUCUUGAUUCAUCAGGAACAAGAAGAUAUUUUCUUCCUCAAACAGCAUUUCUUUCAAAAACUUCUGCCUGAAGUAUAACAUCCCGUUUUUGUUUUUGUUUUUCAAAAUCCAGCUAGUGAAUAUAAAUCUUGCUUUUCUUUUCCUGUUCUUUAUCUUUGUUGUUGAGAUGCUUGCAUAAAUGUCUUUUGCUUUUAUUAAGUGCCUAAUUGACAGUGCUUAAUUUGAAGAAAGUGCCCUAAUUCAUUGGUGACAUAAGAAUUGCCUUCACUGCGGUAUUUAACUUGUCCAGAUAUCUUUUAUUUUUGUCCAAUCUGCUCAUCUCUCAGAUAGCAUCAGUGGGUAGCGGACAGAGGUAAUCAGAGUAUAUCCAUGCUAAUGAUUGCCCUAUAACCACCUGGGCCAGAGCUCCACAGAAAGGAGCAGGGACAGUUCUACAAUAUCAAACUUUCUUGAUAGAAACAAAUGUAAAAGAAUCAGAGUUGUGAGUAGCUUUAGGCCUGGUGUAAAAUUGUCCUAUGGAAGGAGACUACCUUCCAACCUGUUCUCAUACUGUUUGGCCCUCUCUCUAUUUGGGCUAGGUUCCAUUUAGACUUGUGUAGCAAUAAUGAAUUUAUUUCUCUCUUAGGCUUUGUCACAUGAAGUCCUACUGUUCUAGAUCUAGUUGUUAAAUACUAAUGUAAUUUAAAAAGUGACUGUUGCAGGGAAUUUUGUGGUUGCUGUCACAUGUAUCUAUUUCAGUGACAGAUGUGAUAGAGAUCUAGGGGCCACAUUGCAUUUCACCAAAUUCUAUUUCAGUGAACUAUGUCUUCUUAAAGUAUUAACAUUUUUGAUGGAAUCAUUAUAGCCAAUGGUAUCAUUAACUCCAUUAACUAAGAUUUGGAAAUAUUUUUGUUAAGUGGAGGUGUUUUGUUCACUGUAACAAGUUAGAUUCCAUUAUGUAGAUAGUGUUCUUUUAUUCUUUUUCAUUUUUUAUGUCCUUUUUACAAAGCUUAGUGAGCAUUUAUAGGCCUUUUAACCAAAAUCAGAUCAUAUGCAAGCAUCUCUGCUGUUUUACUAUUUCUUACAGAUUCUGCUUCUCAGUGGGUAUGGUUUCAUAGGAAAGAAUUGUCUUUCUGUAUUAAGAUAUACUGAAUUGUAAUAUUAUUGAUACUUAAAAAUCUGUUAGCUCAUUUCUUUUUCACAUUCUUCUUUACAUCAUGAAACCACAAAAUAAAGGUUAAAUACCUUUUAGAUAAUGUGAGAGAGUAACUUAGAAUAUGUCUCAUCAGAAUUGAGCAUCUCAAAAAUCAGUGGCUAAUUUUUCCUUCUGUUUGUCUAGGAGUUAAUUUAUUUUUACUACCUCGCAUUGUUUUUUACUGACACAGUUUAGUAAAUCUUUUGCCAGAUUCGACCUAAAUCAGGAACAUGACCACAUUUGCUUUUGUAGUUGUAGAAACAGUUGCUAUUCAAAAUCAGUUGAGCAAAAUAAUUAUCCCUUCCAUCUUCCAAGUUUGUUUUCAUUUGUAUGCUAAUAUUUGCAGUUAAAAAAAAUUGUGCUAAGAUUUCUCAGCAUGUUUUAUUUUCCUAUUAUGGAUCAAUCAGGUAUUUUUAGGAGAUCUGUAGCUAUCUUAUCAGAAGAGAAUGUUUCUGUACAAUCCUUCUUAAAGUGGUACUAAUUGCUUUCA
Molecule: messenger RNA, 4066 nt
Organism: Neofelis nebulosa (Clouded leopard)
Lineage: Eukaryota; Metazoa; Chordata; Mammalia; Carnivora; Felidae
Gene: GK5
Product: glycerol kinase 5
Exons: 16
Coding region: 119-1729 (536 amino acids)
Biological process (GO): glycerol metabolic process; triglyceride metabolic process; glycerol-3-phosphate biosynthetic process
Cellular component (GO): mitochondrion
Molecular function (GO): glycerol kinase activity
Source: RefSeq, a predicted model, not a curated record